UCGGCGGCGCUCGCCGCUCCCGUUCCCCCGGCCCGGGCUCUUUGUCGGUGUGUGCCGCGGGGGUCGGCAGCGCCAUGUCCUCCCCCAAGAAUGGCUUCUACCGGCAGGAGAUCACCAAGACGCUCUGGGAAGUGCGGGACCGCUACCGGGACCUGCAGCCGGUGGGGUCCGGCGCCUACGGAGCCGUGUGCUCAGCCGUCGAUGGGAGAAGUGGUACCAAAGUGGCCAUCAAGAAAUUGUACCGCCCGUUUCAGUCUGAGCUCUUUGCCAAACGAGCUUACCGAGAGCUGCGUCUCCUGAAACACAUGAAGCAUGAAAACGUCAUUGGAAUUGUGGAUGUGUUCACACCAGAUGUAACACUGGAGAAGUUUAAUGACUUCUACCUCGUCAUGCCAUUUAUGGGAACAGACUUGAGUAAGAUAAUGAAGCAUGAGAAAUUAACUGAAGAUCGAAUCCAGUUCCUGGUAUAUCAGAUUCUGAAAGGCUUAAAGUAUAUUCACUCAUCAGGCAUAAUUCACAGGGAUCUAAAGCCUGGAAACUUGGCCGUAAAUGAAGACUGUGAAUUGAAGAUCUUGGAUUUUGGAUUGGCAAGGCAUACAGACAGUGAGAUGACUGGCUAUGUGGUUACAAGGUGGUACAGAGCCCCGGAGGUCAUACUUAACUGGAUGCAUUACACUCAGACAGUUGACAUCUGGUCUGUGGGCUGUAUAAUGGCUGAGAUGAUAACAGGGAGACCUCUGUUCAAGGGAAAUGAUCAUCUGGACCAACUCACAGAAAUAAUGAAAAUAACAGGUACACCAACUCAAGAUUUUGUUCAAAAAUUGCACAGUCAAGAUGCAAAAAAUUAUAUCAAAAGCCUCCCAAAAGUCCAGAAGAAAGAUUUUGCAUCCAUCUUGAAGUAUGCAAAUCCUUUGGCUGUAAACCUUUUGGAGAAGAUGCUGGUGCUGGAUGCAGAGAAGCGAGUCACGGCAGCUGAGGCUUUGAUGCAUCCUUACUUUGAAGCAGUUCAUGAUCCUGAGGAAGAAAUUGAUGCUGAGAAAUACGACGACACAUUUGAUAACAUGGAUCUUCCACUAGAUGAGUGGAAGCGCAUUACAUAUAAAGAGAUACUGAACUUCAAGCCACCACAGACACUGGACUCAAAGGAGACAGCAGUGUAAUUAUAUGGCUCGGUAUUUUCAGAAUUCUGAGGAAGGCAGAAAAGUUGUAAAUGUUUGUGACAUUUCAGGUGUAUAAACUUUUUAUAAAUAAGCUCUAUGUAAUCUGUUUCAUCUGCACUGUAAGAAAAAGCAAUGUCCUUUACUCUGCAUGUGGAAGUUGGUGCCUUUGGGCAUAGCAUUUAAAAAAUAUCCAAAAACUUAUUUCUGCCUGCAACUUCUUCCUUCUGCACGAAAGGACUCCGACUGCAACAACCUGAUGCCAUGCUCAAAAGAGCAGGACUAAUUCUUCAACUCAGAGAUCAGAAGAGUACAAGUUACCACCCCAGGCAAGCUGAGAACACAGUAUGUCUGAUGUGCUGUGACUGCUCUCUAAGGCCACAGAACUGUCAUGAACACAAGAAGUACUCAUGUGACAUCCUCUGAGAUGCCUGGGAAGGCUAAUCAUCUGUUAGCUCAGGGACUGCAGUGGGUAGCAGAGACACAGCCCAAAUGAGUGCCUGUGUCCCCUGUCCUGUGUGAGCAGAAGAGAAUCUCAGAAGUGUUGAUGUCCUAGAUUUUCUUCACAGUAACCAGCAUAGCAGGACAAGAUUUCAUAAACUUGCUAGGUGAAGAGUCACUGGAUAUAUAAUCACUGUAUAGCAUUUUUCUUUGAAUACAGUGCAUUUUCUUUGUAUAGUAGACUAGGGAUCAAGGAUUUUCAGGGAGAAAUUUCUUCAGAUUUUCUAGAAUUUUGUAGGCUCUCUAACAUCUUAGUAUUGAAAUUAUCUUGGACAAUCAGCAGUGCUGAUUUUAAAAAUAAAGCUGAAUGUGGGUCACUUUAUGGAAAAUGUAAUGAGGAUCAAAAUUAUAUACUGCAGCUCUUUGUCAGGAAUACCUGCAGCAAGUGGAGUUUUUUCACAGUGUACAAAACUCUUAUCAAGUGAAGAAUGAUAAUUAUUCCCUUUUUAUACCCUUUUGAACUCAUCUUGGUAAAACCUUCAGAUCUUUUGUUGAGAGGUAUCUUAGCAGGAGUCAACUUCCUUAUGGGUUAGAUGCUUCCUGAAUUCCUCUUGUUGUCCUGUAACUGUAUUUUCCUAGGUGCUUUGUAAGAGUCUCUGAGAGGUGGGAAAAAAAUUUGCAAACUUUUGUGAAGAAUUUCUAGGUGAAAUUGCUUGUCUUUCUUAAAGUUUGUCUUCACAGCUGACUGUUUGGAUAUGAGUUAUUCCCAAUGUAAUACACUCUGGUAUGUUAGUGCUGAGUGAAAUGAAUGUGAAAGAAGACAUUUGCUCUUAGCAGGUAGUAACUGGAAAAAAAAUUUACUUGGGUUUUAUUUUUUCUUUAAUAACAAAUAUAAAUCAUAAGUUCAAUAAAGGCACAGUUACUCCGUUUCUUUCAAUUAAUGUUUGAAUUAAACACCUGUAAAUAUUAGCAUUUGUUUAAAAAUUGUUUGUGAUGAGAGUUGAUUAGCUAGGUGGACACCUAGAGAGACUAAAUAGUAACAGAAAUCUUAAAUUCAUGUAUUUGACAAGUCAUUAAAAACUACAGUUUCAGGAAUGAAAAAAGGCAGAGAAUGUAAACUGAAUCAAAAUAUUUUUCCAAAUUAUAGGCUCCUCACAGAGGAAGGCAUACUUAAGAGUCAUACCCCAUUUUGCACUAUGGAUUUUCUGCUUGGUCUACACUUCUAUGUUAAAGAUAAACUUGUAUCUUUUACAGAAUAGAUGUUUCCUCUUAGGUUCUUUUUCUGUGGUCUUCUUAAAAGUUGUAGGAGGAAAGUGCCUAUUGGAGUUAGUGGUGUUGAUAGACCAAGUCAAUGGGAAAUGAAAAAUGUCAAAACACUUACUUAAAUAUCCUGCCACUAUAUUUUAAAUAGAUUUUAGCAUCCUAAAUUCUAGCAAAUGCCUAAAGUCUGGAGAUAAUGCAGAUGGUUCAAAUGUUAGUCUGACUAGGAGGCAGCAUUUUUUAAUAGAAAAAUUGCAUUGCAUUUUCUUCCUAAAGGCUAACACUUCAGUGGGCAUUUCCACAAAGUCAAGCCUUAAAAUCCUCCAUUGGCUGAGAUGAACUUUUCCCUGUCUUAAUUUUGGAGAAGCAACCAGCACACUUGAGAAAGACAUAAAAAGAUAAUAUUAGCUUUUCUUGCUAGUGAAGGAAUAUAGAAUUUCUAAAGUAACUGAAGACCUUGAUGCAUAUGUCAGUAAAGACAGAAAUACUGCUGUGCCAUCAGCAAAUGGCAAAGGCAACAUCAAGUUGGUCAAGAAGUUUCUGUGAAGAGAUUGAAUUCUGCAGAAAUGGCUCCAAGUGGCAGUAGAGAUCAUUAAAAGGACUGUGAGGUGAAAGCAGAAAAGGGAGCCCCUUUCUCCACUGGACUCCAGAGGAAAACCGGAUUUCUCCACAUCACCACUGGACCUCCGGAGGGA
Catharus ustulatus (Swainson's thrush) is the source of this 3553-nucleotide messenger RNA. RefSeq names its product mitogen-activated protein kinase 12 (gene MAPK12). NCBI's taxonomy places the organism in Eukaryota, Metazoa, Chordata, Aves, Passeriformes, Turdidae. Gene Ontology annotation, cellular component: nucleus; cytoplasm. The record is from RefSeq and is a predicted model, not a curated record. Gene Ontology annotation, molecular function: ATP binding; MAP kinase activity. The coding region runs from base 75 to 1160 and encodes 361 amino acids. The transcript is spliced from 12 exons. Gene Ontology annotation, biological process: protein phosphorylation; MAPK cascade.